GCAAACAAAUCUGCAGCCAUCACACAUCUCCCUCGAGCAACAAUAUCCAUUACUCAUUUCCAAACUCUCAUCCAAUUCACGAUGCGCACUUCAAUCUGGUCUUUAGUCGUCACGGCUGGCUCUUGUCUGGCUCAAGGCGACCUUGGGGCACUUCUCGCUUCUCAAUCGGACCUCAGUACUCUGCUCGAACUGGUCAGUCUCGUCGACGGUCUUGCAGACACACUUUCGGCAGCUUCCAACAUCACCAUCUUCGCACCCACCAACGACGCAUUCGCCAGAGUUCCACGCAACGAGCCCGAAGGAGCAGCCAUCGAGUACCGCAACGAGACAAUCGCAGUCGCAGCUCUUCUCGCAAAUCACGUCUUCAAAGGAGUCUACCCUUCCGACGUCAUUACUGAUGUCCCUACAUUUGCUCAGACUUUGCUGAACAGCUCGUACAUCACUCCCACUCAGCCUUUCUCUAACAUCACUGGAGGCGCUUACAAUGGACUUGUCAAGAAUGGCGAUGACGUCUGCGUUCUGUCUGGAGAGCAGACUAUCUCUACUGUGACUCAAGCUGACAUCAUGCUCGGUGAGGGCAUCACAAUCCACAAAGUCGACACGGUAUUCUCUUUUGGUGCUCCCCUGCAACUCUUCACCUACAGAGCCGGUUACUUGGACAUGAACGCUGCCCUUGAAGCCGCCGACCUCGGGUUCGACGUGGGUCUCAGCGGUCCCGAUCAAAAAGGUCUCAACAUUUCCGACUUCACCAUCUUCAUCCCUACCAACGAAGCUUUCGAAGCUAUCGGAUCUAUUCUCGCUUCUGCCGAUCUCGAGACCCUCCAGACAGUCCUCAAGUACCACAUCAUCCCCAACAAUGUGAUCUUCUCGCCGUCUCUGGGAAACGUCACUGUCACUUCUUUGCAGGGUGACAACUUGACUUUCACUGUUUUACCUGAUGGUACCGCUUGGGUCAACAAUGCAAAGAUCACCUUCCCCAACACCAUUUUGUACAACUGUGUCGCUCACGUCAUCGACACUGUCCUUGCUCCUGGCGAAUUCGACCGUGCAUCCCUCCAGCCCUCCGCCGCAGCAGCCGAAAGAGUCGCCUUCCCCAGCGCUUCCGCAGUCGCUAAGCUGCCUUUCACCAGUGUUGCUUUCGAAGGAGACACCAUGACCUACUCGUCUACUCCAGCACUUCUCCAGACCGUCGCUGCUGUUGCUACUUCUCGGUCCAACGCUGCUGCCACUUCUCGUCCUACUGCCAAUGCUACCACAUCCAGCCCGCCUCUUGCAACCUACACUGGGUCUGCUAUCGGUUUGACCACCAGCGCUGCUAUGGUCAUGGCACUCGCUGUUGGUAUUGCUGCUCUUCUGAUGUAGGCUCCCACCGUUGAGAUACUCGAGCUCCACGAUUCGAUACUUCACCGGGCUUCCCAUCGAGGCAUCUUCCCUGCAUCUUACGCCCGGUGGUCAAACUCACUUGCCGGUAUUCGAUCUGAUUUUCGUCCCUUUUAUUUCUGCUGGUUCUUAUUGCGAUGCUUUCAUCUUUCCGCGCCAUAUAAUAUUUGAUUGUUGUGUUUAUCUAAGCGAAGCC
Messenger RNA from Aureobasidium pullulans EXF-150, 1576 nucleotides. Its product is annotated as FAS1 domain-containing protein. Gene Ontology annotation, cellular component: fungal-type vacuole membrane. The record is from RefSeq and is a predicted model, not a curated record. Lineage: Eukaryota; Fungi; Ascomycota; Dothideomycetes; Dothideales; Saccotheciaceae. Bases 82 to 1362 code for a protein of 426 amino acids. Gene Ontology annotation, biological process: macroautophagy. The transcript has 3 exons.